Molecule: messenger RNA, 8868 nt
Organism: Armigeres subalbatus
Lineage: Eukaryota; Metazoa; Arthropoda; Insecta; Diptera; Culicidae
Exons: 10
Coding region: 1813-8451 (2212 amino acids)
Biological process (GO): activation of GTPase activity
Molecular function (GO): guanyl-nucleotide exchange factor activity; protein binding
Source: RefSeq, a predicted model, not a curated record
AGGCGAAAAUACCUGUUGGUUGGUUUGCUGUGGAUUGGCGUGUCGGCAGAUACAUCGUGCGCGCAAACACGCGAGUCUUCGCGUGGGAGUUACACACAGUGUCACCUGACGUGAUUACUAACGCAAGCUUUCCUUUGUCGGACGCGCGGCAGAUCCGCGAAGUUGCGUGUGAAUUAUUGAUUUUUACUUUUCGGUGCUCCGGUUUUCCGCGAUACACUUUCAGUGCAUUUUAGUGGCGAAAGGUGAAAGGUAGACCUCAGAAACAGGUUUGCAACCUUUUUCGAAAAUCAAGAUAAGAGCCUGAGUGGUGUCAUCGCUUCAGACUUCCGAAGUGAAUCAAUACAUACCUAAUACAGUUUUGGUCUGUAAAUAGCCGCGAAGUAUCCGAAGUGAAAAAAGGAAGAAAAUCGAUGGCAUAAGUCAGUGUUGUGAAACAAAGAAAAGCCCCACAAAGGGGGGAAACAAAUUGUCGUUAAUUCCCAAUAACGAAUGUUAAUGCCGUGCUUAGCCCCAUUUCUCCUAUAGAUGUUGUCACAUUUUAUGGUUUGUGUAUCGAAUUUUCGGGAUGGUAUCAUUGACCUCGAAAACAAUUUCGAUCAAAUAAACCGUUUUGAUCAGCAUGUGGUACUGGUUUCAGCAGGUUAGUGUGUAGAAGAAAAAGAAUUUUGACUGAGCUGAACACCGUUAGCUGGAAGAAGUUCGUGUCCAGAUGUUAACAAGGCAAAAAAUCUAGUGAAAGAGAUGCUGCGCUGUGAGGUUCAGUAACAAAACUACAUCUUUCGAAGCGAAAUAAAUACCUAUCGAUCCUACAGUGGAUCGCUUUCUCUGAGAAACGCGCGCGCUGGUGAAUCAACUACCAACAACGGAGAUUAUCACAGCAGGCGUCGGUGGGCUUAAUCUAAGCCGCAGAGCUAAUCUAAGCUCUUGAUCGAGUCCCGCUCGACCGACCCAUCAGCCACACCAUCUUUGCGAGGACAAUGACCAUUCUGAUUCUAAUGCGCCACUUCCGUUCCAAUGUUCCACAUUCGACAAGGACCAUCAACAGCGAGCUAUAAUUUCAAUUAACUCUCAACCAGUGCUACUUACUCUUGUUUUGCAACUUCAAGGCUCAAGGCCAAGUCUGAUUAGAGUCGACCGCGUAAUGAAUUCGGAUGAUUAAGCCAAAAUCAAGCGCACGGUAUGCCAUUAUCGCUGAAGCCUGAUGAUGAGUGAAGUGAAAUCUUAGCAACGGCUCGUCAAGAAGCAUCAAGUGUUGUGCAAAAAAGCGUGUGUGGGUGUGAAUUAUCGUCACCCUGUACAAAGGUGAAAAUAAUAAUUGAAAACAAGGAAACGUGCAAGUGCUAAGUGACGAAGUGAUUGAAUGUGGCGAAUAAAGAUUCAUUUGGUUGAAAAAGUAUACACACGGAAGAAUUUGCUCAGAACCUCCCUGGCAGCUCGAAGUUAGCAGUUGGUCGUGAACAAAAGCUUUGCUAUUUACUUUGACCGGUCUGCUAUAUCGGUUCGAAUAGGAUGCUGGAGUGAGCUGCAGCCAGUCUGUGCCGGGUGUGUUGCUCAAUUCGGAAUGAUUUAAAUGGGUGACUAGACGACGAAAAGGCGAGCUGUUGUAGGUUUUUCGUUUUGGGGAGAUUGAAAUGUGAGAAAUUCGAAGAAGAAAUAACGAAGUUAAUAUAACUGAAAGAAGUCGGCUCGCAAAUUGGAUUAACCUCAAUCGGAUGUUUGUUUUGAGAACGCAAGUCGUUUUGCGUCAAGCUGCAAUCAUGAGGCCUAACACUGCCAGUCACCCUCAAGUGGGAACUUCCCAAUCCAGCCGAGAUGUAUUCCACACACAGCACCAAUCGGACGCAGGCUUCAGUCGCUACUCUUGAGAAGCGCCCAAUCGACAAACAGCCAAGGUUCAUCCAAAGAUUCUACCUCUUCGGAACAAACCCAAGUUCCAACACCCCCACCACUUCCAGUACCUGCAGUGCACCAACCUCUCCAACAUCGCCAACAUCUCCUACAGCUCCAAAAUCUCCAGAUCCAGCUCCACCUGCAAAGAAACCAAAAGAUUCAAAACCACCCAUCGAAAGCGAAGACGAUCUCCCAUUUCAUCCGCACUCCCAGCAACACUACAGCGUUCAACGUCUGAAACAGUUCUGGAACAACCGACUCAGCCUGAACUCGCCCAAUUCUCCGCAAACAACCGAAGCUGCCCUUGUCCGGAAGUUGAAAAGCGUCACCCUAGGACCAUCAAAUACCUCCCGAAAACCGGCCACACCAGAAUUUCUUCGACGAAACGGCUCAACGCGUGGAUCCGCCUCCCGGAGAAAUAUUGUCCGCACUAGCCUAGUUCCGCUGUAUUCCAAAACAGCCAGCCCAAAACCGACUCGCCGUAGUGACUCUUCUAAUGACAGUUUCUCUCAGAAGCGAUCCAGUGUAGUGCUGAGCCCAGUCAAGGAUCUCACCAAGGAGAAGCGAUCCUGCCUGGAGAUUGUCGGAGGCAAUGCCGGAUUCCCCCUGGUGACAACAACAGCCACCGGAGGACGCAUAAGCUGGGCUAAGCGUGCCGAACUGCUUGGAAUUCGAUUGAACCAAGACGACGCCAACAUGCCUAUCAAGGUGGAGAAUUAUGUGAAUAACUUCAUUGAAGUUGACAUCCAAAAUGAACCACCAGCUUGUCCACCUCCGGAUAUUCCCGCGCAGGAAUAUCCAGAGGAAGAAACGCACGAGCAAAGUGCGUCUCCAGAUGAGAAAACGGAGUCCCCCUUACCGAAACUAGGCAUGCGAGAUUCCCUAGACAGUAAGAAAAGUUUAAGUUCGAAUGAUUCACAGUCCCUUGGACGACGCCAUGGGACUCCAACGCGCAAGGUUAGUUUCCGUACGACAACUUCGCCGUACAAUCGAAAGCUGCUGCAAUCCAAAGAGAACAAAGUAAUGGCCCUGACGAACAAAUUCAACAAAAUGUGUCAACAGGACGCCGGCAUCUUGGAAGAGGUUCGCAAACGGGGAGGAUUCGUUCGUAAAUCCGGAAGUCACGUUUACAAGGUGAUUGAAGAGGACGGUAGCUUGAGGAAGAAGUCUAUUGUCGGCAAUGGCAGCACUCGAACCGACGAAAGCUCUGAUGACGUUUCGGUGAUCAGCAAGGGUUCGUACAAGAAACCUGGAAUAAAGAAACGACCCAGUCUGAGGAAGAACCUAUACCGCAAACCGGAGUUAGAAGCAGCGAAUAGGAUUUCGAUAUGUGUGAAAGAAGCGUUGGAGAUAUUCGAACCGAAUACCCACCAUCAAAAUGGACGUCCUCCAACAGUUAGGAAACCCCCAGCUGGCCGUACCAAACCUAAGGUACCGGACAAAAGUGACCAAGUCAUAAAAAAGACUAAGGAAUUGAAAAACAAGCGAGCGAUUCAAAUCGAUACCAACAGUUGUGAUAAUAGUGAAAUGAGAGAUAUAGCAAUAGACAAGGUGCCAAAUAGUAUUAGCCAAGAUAGUAUUAGUAAUGAAGAGAAAAGUGAGGUUGAUAGUAAUACUCAAGUUGUCGAUGAUGUCACGAAGGUUGACGAGGUCAGGAAUGAAAUCGUAGAGGUCAAUCAACCUGAGCGAAUAAUUGAUGAGUACUCAGUAGUGCAAAAGAAGCCAGAGAUGAUUCAGAGCGAAUUGACGAAGGCGAAAAAAGACAAAAAGGAAGCUUUUUCUGAACAAGAUGAGAAAGCAACUUUUUCGAAACAGAAAAGUACGGUUCAAAGGAUUUACGAAAAGUUUACGUUUCGUUCGUCGAAAAAGAUUAACCUGAGCAGCCCUGAGCGGACGUACAGUGAAUCGCAACUUAGUUCUAAUUCAGGCGACGAUGAUCGUCUAAGCUUUGUGGCAGACAACAAACUCACUCGGAAAAAUUUCGUAUCCUCCAUCGAAAUUCCAACGAUUCACAUUGAAGAAUCGCAGGAAAGUAGUUCUGAUCCGUCAGAUCGUAAAAUUGUUGACGCUAUCAAAUCCCUAACCGUAAAAAUCGAUAAUCUAUCCAGAAGCUUCAAUGAUCUAACGCUGAAUGAUCCUGAGCCUGAACCGGAACCAGAAACUGCCGUUCAACCGAACAAUUCCUUCCUCUUCCGAAGUAUGUCGAAAAUGGGUAUAGGAACCGACACAACUAUCAGCCAGUUAAACAUCAUACAAGCGGUCAACACUGUUGUGAUAAACAAGUCAAUUUCCAUGGACGAUCAUCAUUUCCCCUGUCGAGCGAAUCUCGACCGUCUUAGUCUAAACGAAACGAUCCCAACAGUAAUGGUAAGUAAGGCAAUCAGUGCUUCCGAAAACGACUACGAAUUGGUGUCCAGAGUUGAGUCUCCUCUAAGGUCAUCAGAAGCUUCGACCAGCUCCUACCAUGGCAGUACCAUGAGCAUCGACAUCAUGGGUCUAAAUGCCAACAUCGACUCCUUCCUGUAUAAAGUGAAGAACGUCGAUAGUACACCCACAAAUGAUCUUCCAAAAGCCAGUACGCCGAUUCAACCGGACACCAUUAGCAUCAAUAGCUACGAAUCCUUCGAAAACUACGAAUCCAUCGAACGAACCAGCAGUCCGAAGGAGGAAGACACCUACGAAGUGUGCAAUCCACCGGAACCACCGCCACCGAGGAACGAUACCAAAUCGCCGAACGAUCUGGCCCUGCCGCAACCCAAACGUAACCUCGCCGGAUCUCCAAAGCUCUUGCCAAAAACCCAACCGACCUACCAGUCAAACUACGAGAAAAUCAAAUACGGCCAAACGCCUCCGCGGCCCCCCAAACCGGAGGAAGUGCCGCUACCGCCUCGUAACACCGUUCCAAUGGAGCUCACAAACACCCAUCGCGAGAUGUCUUCCGCGUCUCCGACUCUCUCCGAUGAACCAAUCUACGAAGAAAACAUCUACGACACGAUCAAGAGUUCGGACGGCCUUGAUUACGACGAGCCAAAUGGCAGCGCCGAACUGGCGGUAAUCAAACGACCGAAGCACAACCAAUCGGCCGACACACUGUCGAUCAUAUCGUCCAACUGUUACGAAUCGAUCGGAUCGAAGCUGACGGUGGAUUUCCUGCGGCACGGAGGGGUUACGCUUCCGCGAAUGGGCUCGAUCUCAACGCUGGCGUCCGAUCAGAUCACGAACAGUCUGUACGGGUGCAACACGAACGGAGGACCGAGCUUGACGCCGCCCAGCGAGCGUGGCAGCGAUACCAGCAACAGCGCCGAGUGGACGGAUAUUUCCGACGAUGACGACGAAGACGAGGUCGGGAAUGGGAGGAGUAAUUUCAUUAUUGUACGAAAGCGGAACAAGGUGCACCAGACGCCGGUCUGGUCCCGGAAGGUUCGCAGCAAGAUGGUGUCGCAACAGCAGCAGCAGAUAGAUCAGUCACUGAGCAAGAAUGACGAUGACUCAGAUCAUGUCUAUGAAUCGUUAGAGUCGCACGGGCAUUCGCGUAUACGCGCACCUUCAAUGGGCUCUGGCUCAAUCGUCCCCAAUCGGCGAAUACCUCCACCACCACUGCCUCAAUCCUCCUUAAGUGAUUCUUCUACCAUCACCGCAGUCAGCAGCACAACCAGCAGUUCUCAAGCUAACUUUUUCAAUUCCCAACGAUCACAGUCCACACUUGUCGAUGAACCUUACACCGCUGAUGGCAUCGAUUCCGAUUCGUUCGACAGCGAUGAAAGUGAUGAAGAUCGCCGAAACGACACCUACUUACACCCAAAUGAUAUUAACAGCGCCAAACAGCUCCCGGAUCCCCCGCCCUCAAAUAACCAGAUGUACGCCUUGAUGCAGAAAAUCCGCAACAUUGGAACCCUCUCCAAGUCAGAGCUCGCCAAAGGAUUCAACAAGCUUUCCAAAAAGAAAACCAGCUCUUCCAAGUCGCCAAAGAUCUUCACCGCUGAAAAUCUGACCUUCCCUGCCGGGCCGGACGACAACAGUACCACCAACUAUGAAAACACUCCGCUUCCCAAGACUCCCAAACAGUCCAAGUCCAAGUCCUUCAAACUCCCGCUUCAGCUCGGUUCAUCCAGCAAACCUUUGGCUGACGAUUACGAAAAUACCGAUUUCCACCAGCCGGUCACCCCAACGUCGGUUUCGCCAAAUGGAUCCGCCCUCGCAUCUAGUCCCGCUUCGGAACAAGCGGACCGGUCCAUUCUGGUCAGUAUCAGCAACAGCGAUUCCAGCAACGUCUCGACUUUCCGCAAAAAGUCCAAAACCGGAAAGUCGCUCCGCUCCAAGCUCCGCAAGAGCCUCCAAUCGGACUCUAGUCUCAACAUCGGUAGUUCAUUCAACGGUUCCCGCAGUACAUUCUAUGUGACGGACUCGCUGGAUGUCGACUCGGGAAUAUUCAACGGCAGCGAACCCAACAGCUCGUCCUCGAAUCUGAACGUAGCAUCCGUGGGAAAGGAUACGCCCUCUCCUCAGAAGCUCGUCGUCCACAAAACACCCGACGCCGAUCGGCGAAAGUCGGUGAACGGUGGAAGCCCUGCUAGUCGACCCACAAUUCCACCACCACCACCGCCCUCGAGUGCAGCCGUUGGAGACAGAAAGUUUUUAAAGAAUCGAAAAUUGGGCGCCACUUCGUGGUACGCCGAAUGUGGGCUUUUUAAGGCGGACAGUCUCAAACAGGCGUCGCUCGAGAACGAACUGAAAAAUAAGGAACGUAGUACGACUUCUUGGUAUGCCGAAGCCGGACUGUAUCAGACCAGUGAUGUUUCCGUCGCCAGCUCCAGCGAAAGUUCCGGAGUUUCGACCGGCGGCGAAGGUGGCGGAGAGGACGACCACUCGCAUAGCAUGUUUGUGAACGAGCCGCUGUAUCAGAUCUACAAUGCGGCCAAACUGGAAUCGUUGACGCGAGACAUCGAUGCGGAAAUAACCGGCGACGGCGAUACCGAGCUGUAUGACGACGGGUACGAAAAGAUCUCUGACCGCAGGAAAAGUGGCGGCGCCGGUUCCGGUAGCGAUGAGGAUACGGUGGGACGAAAACUGCGGCCGAGUGCGUUCGAGCUGAUCGAACCCAACGUGGGGAAGCUGCGCACGCUUUGGUGCGAGAUCCCGGAGGUGAUCAACUCGGAAAUUUUGCUAACUUUAACUCCCACAGAGAAACGCCUCCAGGAGGCGAAGUUCGAAAUCCUCACAUCGGAAGCCUCCUAUUUGAAAUCUCUGAACCUACUCAAGACCCACUUCAUCAACCAUCCGGCCUUCAGAGACAUCAAAGUGCUGACAUCUUCCGAGCGUAAGACGCUAUUCUCCAACAUCAUUCCCGUGCAGGAGUGCUCCGAUCGGCUGCUUUGCGACCUGGAAAACUGCUGGCAGGACAACAUCAUGCUGCUGGGAUUGAGUCACAGCAUCUACAAACACGCCGAGAAGCAUUUCCACGUGUACGUCAACUACUGCGAGCAUCAGGCGAAAAUCGAUCGAACCUUGAAGAACCUCAAAGCGCACAAAACCGUGUUCACCAAAACCUUGGUGGAGCUGGAAUCCGAUCCCAUUUGCUGCGGCCUCAGCCUGUCGUCUUUCCUGAUGCUUCCGAUGCAGCGAAUAACACGGAUGCGACUACUGCUGGACGCCGUACUUCAGCGGAUCAAAUCGGACGACGACGAGUUCAUCAGCUGGGAGAAAACCUUCGUGUUGAUCAACCAAAUUCUGAAACAGUGCAAUGACGCUGCUCAUAGGAGCGAACAGAUGUACGAAAUGGAGAUGAUUUCGAGGCAAAUUGAGUUCCCGUCACACAUCCGACCGCUUGCUGUCGUCCCGUGCGGCAUCGGACCACCGGGCAGCGUGAUGCGCAAGCUAGAGAAAAAGGGCGAAUUAGUGCACUUGCUGUGGCGAGGCGAUGACGCAAAACUUACCUUCGGUAAAAAGUUCAGCAAAAGCAAUAUCUAUGCGUUUCUGUUUACGGAUCUGAUUGUGCUGACCAAGAAGAAAAGCGACGAAACCUACCUAGUUACGGACUACUGCCCACGUGCCCUGUUGACGGUCAACUCCGGCGACAUUGUGCCUCAGCUGCCAACCAAGGAGAUGCAAGCCAUCGGAAAGCAUCUGAUCAUUAUGACAUUUCUGGAAAACCACGAGGGAAAAACUAUAGAGAUGAUCAUUAGCUGCCCAUCGGAAACGGAACGCGAACGGUGGCUCAAGGUGACGGAGCCCCUAUCAUCGGAAAAUCCCGACGAAAGGAUCUACGAACAGUGGGAUUGCCCCCAAGUGGUGGCAAUUCAUCCCUACCAAGCGCUGCAACCGGACGAACUUGAUCUAGAUAUCACGGAGGUGGUUAACGUGCACCGCAAAAUGGCUGACGGCUGGUACGAGGGCGAGCGGAUCCGGGACGGAGUGGUGGGUUGGUUCCCCAGCAACUAUACCAAGGAGAUCCCAUCGGCACACAUUCGCGCCAAGCAUAUCAAACAGCGCCACGUUCUUCUCUCGUACACGUCCAAAUAUAUCGACACGACGACGCGGACCCUUCAGCACAGCAAAAAAUGAGCUGAACGGGAUGCACGCAACGCCGUAUUUCGCAAUUAUUAGUGUUAACUUGUAACAGUUUUUGUAAUAUCGCAGAGAACUAGGGUACAGCCUUGAAAAUUGUAUAGUUUGUUAGUAUUGUACUGAUUAUCUUUCAUUUAGACUGUAAUCACAGAAACUGUUUCUGAUGUAAAGUUAUGGAAUGCAAUGUUUGUUUGAGUGCCUUUUGUAUUGUUAAUCUUGAAAGUGUUUAAAUUAUUGCGAUGAAAAGCUUACCGACUCCACUUGUAAAGAACCAGAAAGUACGGAUAGUUGAAACUUGUAUUAUAGCUGAAUAGAGUAAAAACAGUUAUAUAAUUACCUGGAUACUUAUUAAGCAAUAAACUGAAAUGCAAUCGUUGUCCUGGGAAGUAUUAUGAAUAAAAUAAUAAAUAUGAA